AUGGAUAAAUUCGAAAUCAGUGCUUGUGUGAAAUGGAUUGGAGAAAAGAAUUUCCACACGGUUGCUUUACAAAUGCCCGAUGAUGAUCUUGAUAAAGUUCACGAUUUAAUUGAGAAAUUGAAGUCUGAGAUUCAAAUUGAAAAUCUUGAGUUUUUUCUUGUUGGUGAAGGAUGCUCACCAUGUUGUAACGAUCUAUUAAAUGCUCAAUAUUGUCAAGCACAAGGUUUAAUCCAUUUCGGACAUUCAUGUCUUUCAACAACAUCGAGUGAUCAACAGCAAACAAUACCAGUGUUCUAUGUUUUCUAUCAACAAUCGUUGCCCAUAGACGCGUCUACUUUUCUUUCAACAAACAGUGCUGAUGAUAAACCUUAUUGUCUGGUAUUUUACGACCCAUGUUUCCAAACUAGCGUCGAACAGUAUUCGUCAUCACGUUACAUUAUUUCAAAAAUAAAUACGGAAAGUACAACUGAUCCAUCCUGCUUCUCACUAUAUGGUCGUUCAGUACAGCUUCCUGUUGCACUUGAUCCAACGAACUAUUCCAUCGUUUUCAUUUCUCAUUCGAAAGCAUCAUUGCAUAACUUUGCUCUGUACUUCUAUGCUUAUAGCUUCCAUUCAUUUCCAUCGAGUUCAAUUUCAAGUAGUAAACUAUUAAGCAAACGUAUGUAUGCUGUCGAAUGCGCUCGUAAUGGUUCAUCUUACGGUUUAUUAAUCUCGUCGAAUUCUUUACUUAAUCUACCUUCGACUAUUCAUACACUACUUGAUCGAAUCAAAAUAAUUUUCGACAAAAACGAUCGUCAAUAUUAUACAUUUCUCAUGAAUACACUUUCGAUAACGAAGAUGAAUAAUUUCGAACGAAAUAUCGAUACUUAUGUUCUUUGUUCAUCAUGUGCGGAAAGUCUGUGGUUGUCACCGGAACAUAAACAGUUCAAUAUUCCACUGAUUAGUUUAGCAGACAUUGUACACGCAUUUGAAACAUCAGAUGAAGAUCUACCGAUGAACUAUUCGUUUGACUUAAGACAGAUCUUAUCAAUGAUCAAACCGAUCAGCGACGAUACCACGAAGAACGAAGACGAUGUCAGCAAAGCAAUAGUUUUGAAAAAUCCCAAUUCACUCUUGCUGCAACAACGUGAUGGAAUUACGAGGGGACUGGAUAAUAAUAAAAAAUGGUGGGGUUUACAGAUGAACAGUGAGAGUAAUGAAAUUCAAGAGAAACUACCUGUAGCUGAACUGAAAGAAGGAAGAACUGGGAUUGCUGCUGGUUAUGAAAACGAAAAGCUUUAA
Messenger RNA from Adineta ricciae, 1281 nucleotides. Lineage: Eukaryota; Metazoa; Rotifera; Eurotatoria; Adinetida; Adinetidae. The record is from the annotation of a GenBank genome assembly.